This is a messenger RNA of Scaptodrosophila lebanonensis, 3292 nucleotides long. It is a transcript of the gene POSH, whose product is annotated as E3 ubiquitin-protein ligase SH3RF3. The record is from RefSeq and is a predicted model, not a curated record. Bases 373 to 2886 code for a protein of 837 amino acids. Lineage: Eukaryota; Metazoa; Arthropoda; Insecta; Diptera; Drosophilidae. The transcript is spliced from 6 exons. Gene Ontology annotation, molecular function: protein binding.
AAUUCCAUGAUGGCCACGAGCUGCUCACAGGCUGCAUUUCACAAGAUAAAAUACAAAAACGAAAUACACAUUUGUUCAUCAAAAUAAAUGAUAAUGUGAACUAAAUAGCGUUUAACAGUGCCCAGUAGUAAUUAGUUUGCAAUAGUCUUAAUCGUUGUAGUUUUGGAAAUUCGUAUGUUUUUAUAAGACAAGUGAGCAGCUUGUAUACCACGCUUGUGUAUAUGUGUGUAUUUGCUUACAUACGUAUGUAUGCGUAUGGCUACAUAUUGGAAUGUCAAACGAAAUUCAAAUAGUGACCAUCCUUGAGCUUUUUUUGUGAUACAAAUCAAAAUAAAGCAUUUAAAGCAUGCAAACGUGAUCAAUGCAACUAAAAUGGACGAGCACAUGCUAAAUGACCUGUUAGAAUGUUCAGUUUGUCUGGAUCGACUCGAUUUUUCAUCGAAGGUGUUGCCCUGCCAGCAUACAUUUUGCCGAAAGUGUUUGGUGGACAUUUUGGCCAGUCAGAAUAAGUUGCGCUGCCCAGAAUGUCGCAUAUUGGUAGAUCAAUCUAUCGAUACGCUUCCGCCAAAUGUAUUGCUAAUGAGAAUUUUAGAAGGCAUGAAACAGAAUGCCUGCAAAAAUGACAAUAAUCGUGAAGAACACCAACAAAUACAGCAACCAAGCAAGGCCAAGGAGACGGCUACUCCACUGGCUCCCACAUAUCAGCCAUCGCAACAACAACCGUCGCAAGCACGCCAAAAGCCCCGCCGUUUUUUACUACCGCACGCCUAUGCCCUUUUUGAUUACACCUCUGGAGAAGCUAAGGAUUUGAAGUUCAAAAAAGGUGAUUUGAUUUUGCUGAGGCAUCGGAUCGACAACAAUUGGUUUAUGGGCCAAGCAAACGGGCAAGAGGGUUCUUUUCCUAUAAACUAUGUGAAGGUGGUCGUGCCAUUGCCCAUGCCGCAGUGCAUAGCCAUGUAUGAUUUUAAAAUGGGUCCCAACGACGAAGAAGGCUGUCUAGAAUUUAAGAAGAGCACUGUAAUUCAUGUUUUACGACGUGUCGAUCAUAAUUGGGCAGAGGGACGUAUUGGACAAACGAUCGGUAUAUUUCCAAUAGCAUUUGUGGAGCUCAACGCCGUAGCAAAAAAGUUGCUCGAAAGUACGCAGCAGCCUCAACCACAAUCGUGCCACCAACAAUUGACGCAUCGUGCUUUACCGCCUGUGCCCUUAAUUGAUCCGACCGUUGAAUCGAAUUCAUCCUCGUCAAACACAAACUCACCCAACGCCACCACUGGCAGCAGCAGUUCAAGCUCCAGUUCUAACUCUACCAACUGUAGUCCGAAUCAUCAACCAUUACCAAAUUCGUGCGGCUCCGUGCGUUAUCGUGACAAGGGAGCAAAGGAAAAACGCCAUUCGCUAAAUGCUUUACUUAACGGGGGCCUUGGUCAGGCGGCUCCACUAAGUCUACUGCAAACAAAUCGCCAUUCUGCAGAAAUACUUAGCUUACCGCAUGAACUAAAUCGCCUAGACCUGACAUCAACAUCCUCGUCGUCCUCAUCCUCGAUGACGACCAUAACGCCUACGUUAGCCAAUCAGCUACCGACAUCUCGGAUACUUAAGACACACGUACAACAGCAGAUGCCCCCUACUCUGCCCUGGGGCUAUUUGGCACUAUUUCCAUAUAAACCGCGUCAGUCUGAUGAGCUGGAGUUAAAAAAGGGCUGUGUUUACAUUGUAACAGAGAGAUGCGUGGACGGUUGGUUCAAGGGAAAAAAUUGGUUGGACAUAACUGGUGUAUUUCCUGGAAACUAUUUGACGCCUUUGCGAGCUCGGGAUCAACAGCAGUUGAUGCAUCAAUGGAAGUAUGUUCCGCCAGCUAUAGAUGUGAAGAACUCGGCUCAGAGUGAGACACAACAACAAUCGUUGGAUGUCCGUCUUAGCAAUGCGUUGCCCACCCAACCACCGGACUUGCCGCCGCGCCAGCAGCAGCCACAGCAGACGAGUGCCAAUGUUUCAACAAGCUGUUCGGUGUGGGCAAAACCAGUGGAGGCCCUCUUCAGUCGAAAGUCUACUGGUGGCGGUACAGAGGCCAAGGUAGAAACAUCAGCGUCUUGUAGCUCUGGAGCCGUGGGCCUAAUGCGUCGUCUAACGCACAUAAAAGCACGGUCCAAGUCGCCAGGGGCGCCACUGCAGCAACCACCUAAGGAAGUGACGCCAUUAGAAUCGACGCACGAAGGGUUGACUAAAAAGGCCACGAAAAUUCAACCAGUCCAUGUUAGAUCCGGCUCAUGCCCCAGUCAACUGCAGCUUAAUGAAGCAACCGCAGCCACAACAAUAGCUCCAUUAGCAGGAACGGCCAAUUCUCCUGGACAAUUUCAACCUCAACAUAUGCCAGCCAACGCUACAGUUUCGUAUGGCUCGCAGCGCGUCAAAAACAGCAAGGAGCGACCGCAUUUAGUUUGUUCACGCCAAUCCCUGGAUGCUGCCACCUUUCGGAAUAUGUACCCUGCUGCGUCACCGCCCCCGCCGGCCACGGCAACGCUCUAUGUCCAACCACAAGUGCAGGCAACUCAGUUGCAUACCAAUAUGAUUAUUUCGCCCAGCCACCGCAAGUCACACAGUCUUGAUGCGGGCCACGUGCUUUCCACCAGCAAUGGCGCCGGAAACGCUAUAACCGAGGCGGCAAUUAAGGCAAGCGCUACCACCAAGUCUACGCACUGUACGCGGGAAAGUCGAUUUCGCUGCAUCGUUCCCUAUCCGCCCAAUAGCGAUAUAGAAUUGGAGCUGCAUGUCGGUGACAUUAUUUACGUGCAGCGGAAGCAGAAAAAUGGUUGGUACAAAGGUACACAUUCAAGAACGCACAAAACUGGAUUAUUCCCAGCCUCGUUUGUAGAACCGGACAUUUAGCAUUGCUUCUAUAUUGUGAAACACCUAAUUUGAUUAUCUAAACUCCUUCAAUCGCCGGUCGAUUUGUGCUUCCAGGACUGCAAUCACUCUUUUCGAAAAAGAAUUUUUUAACGUCACAACCAACGGCUGCCAAAUGAAGAGCUCGCCUUUUUUACGAUUUUUAAAACAAGUAGCAUAGAAUAGCCGUAAGCACUCGAAACAAGUUACUUAAUUUAGAUAGCAAAAAAAAAAACGGAUAUGAAAGUAUUUUAAACGUAGUAUUAAGUCUGUUGCAUAGCGAUAUGAAGAAGUCACUCCUCCACUUUGCUAGCGACCAGAAAACUAACAAUUGUUAAUAAGUGUAAUCAUUUUAUAUGCGUACAGCUUAAUGUACCAAGCUAUUAAAAUAAGAUUUUGAGAAAUAACA